AUGACUGAACAGGUAAAUGCGUACAUGGUAUGGGGAUGCUGCGUUGGCGAAUUGGAGAAUGAAAACUACUUUAGCUCUAUCUCAUGUAAUAAAGCUUUCCAUCAUGCUUGCACUAACUGUGAAGCAGCGCUACGUAAUUCAACAAAUUGGACUUGCCCAACCUGCUCCGGCAAAAGUCCUAAGCCACCUAGAGACGACAACGCCCCAGUCCGUUUUAACUCUAAUGUUACCGUGAGAGGAGCAAGAAGGCAAGCAUUAAGCUCGCUCCCUACUACUAGCUGUAAUUCAUUGAAUACUGAUGACGUUCGAGACAUUGUUCAAGAUGUUAUACAGAAUGAGUUAAGCACACUUUUAACGAAACUUAAUGUCACCAUAACAGCUUUAGUCGGUGAGGAAUUAUGA
This is a messenger RNA of Parnassius mnemosyne (clouded apollo), 402 nucleotides long. Lineage: Eukaryota; Metazoa; Arthropoda; Insecta; Lepidoptera; Papilionidae. The record is from the annotation of a GenBank genome assembly.